This is a messenger RNA of Chanos chanos (milkfish), 2550 nucleotides long. It is a transcript of the gene rbms3, whose product is annotated as RNA binding motif, single stranded interacting protein. NCBI's taxonomy places the organism in Eukaryota, Metazoa, Chordata, Actinopteri, Gonorynchiformes, Chanidae. Gene Ontology annotation, molecular function: RNA binding. The transcript is spliced from 14 exons. Gene Ontology annotation, cellular component: ribonucleoprotein complex. Bases 876 to 2129 code for a protein of 417 amino acids. The record is from RefSeq and is a predicted model, not a curated record.
CAUUGGAGUGAGGAAGCUUAGCGUUUUCUGUCUUGUGGAUACUGCUGGAUUGUUCUAUUUGAACUGGAGUUUGUGCCAUUCUCUUCUCUGGUUUCCCUUCUCCUAGGGAAGUGUUUUUUUGCCACAGCAGCUGCUUACGCUUCAGAGCCAGAACAUCCUCUCUUUCUCUCUCCGUCUCUCUCUCCCUCUCUUUGGCUGGCUCAGCCACACCGUCUGUCUGCAUCGCUGCUUUGUGCAUUGGCCAGAACGGAACGAAGUGAACGACUGGGGUAUCUGUCAACCACCAGCGGGACUUUGACACUGUACAGGCAACUAAAGAGUGCGAGAGUGAAAAAGAGUGCAAAAGAAAAAGAGAGAGAAAGAAGGGGAGAGAGAAAGUCUGGGCAUGAGCAGGAGACUACGAGCCGGCUUUUUGGAGAAGUGAUAGUCUACCAACCCCCUCCCUCUCCCUUGUCUCCCUCCUCCUUUCUUCCUCUCCUCUCCUCUCCUCUCCUCUCCUCUGUACCGCGGCUCUCUGCACGCACACCUCCGCUGCUAUCCCAUCUUCAUUUCUUCGCUCUCCCUCCAUCUCCUCCACUCCUGAAUCCCUCAGACGGUCUGAGGAAAAGCACAGCUCUCCGACUGGGAAGUGACAGACAGAAGGACAGCCAGAGGUCCUGUGGUGCUCCCCAUCGCAUCCCUCUCUUUCUUCUUUUCGCGUCUGUCCAUCUCCGUUUCUCUAGCCCUCUCUCUCUCUCUCUCUCUCUCUCUCUCUCUCUCACUGCCUCUCCCAAACGGAUCUAGCCUCCGCCCCAGGAACUGAGGGGCAGUCAGGUGCACUUCUACCCAGCCAGCGAGUCUCGAUCUCAAGCCACGGCCAGAAGGAUUCCAGCUACAUGGGCAAACGCUUGGAACAGCAACCAAUGUACCCCCAGUACACCUACUACUACCCUCACUAUCUCCAGACCAAGCAGUCAUAUGCCCCUCCCCCUCCACCAAUGGCUCCGCCCAGUCCCAGCACAAACAGCAGCAGCCAUAGUGCAGCAGAACAACUCAGUAAAACCAACCUCUACAUCCGUGGCCUGCCUCCCGGAACCACCGACCAGGACCUCAUCAAGCUCUGCCAACCGUAUGGGAAAAUAGUGUCAACAAAGGCAAUCCUUGACAAAAACACCAAUCAGUGCAAAGGUUAUGGCUUUGUGGACUUCGACAGUCCUGCAGCAGCACAGAAAGCAGUGGCCUCCCUAAAAGCCAGUGGUGUCCAGGCACAAAUGGCCAAGCAACAGGAGCAGGACCCCACCAAUCUGUACAUCUCUAACCUGCCUGUAUCCAUGGACGAGCAGGAGCUGGAGAAUAUGCUCAAACCCUUUGGUCACGUCAUCUCCACACGAAUACUCCGAGAUGCCAAUGGGGUCAGCAGAGGAGUGGGCUUUGCCAGAAUGGAGUCCACUGAGAAAUGCGACGUUGUGAUUCAGCAUUUCAAUGGCAAGUUUCUAAAAACCCCACCGGGAGUGCCAGCCCCUACGGAGCCUCUUCUGUGUAAGUUUGCAGAUGGCGGACAGAAAAAGCGUCAGAAUCCCAGCAAAUACCCUCAGAACGGUCGACCGUGGCCUCGGGAAGGCGAGAGCGGCAUGGCGUUAACCUAUGAUCCCACUGCAAUGCAGAACGGGUUCUACUCUCCACCAUACAGCAUCUCCACAAACCGCAUGAUUGCUCAGACGUCAAUCACACCCUUCAUUGCAGCUUCUCCUGUCUCCACAUAUCAGGUCCAGAGUACAUCAUGGAUGCCUCACCAACAGUACGUUAUGCAACCUACUGGUGCUGUGAUCACGCCAGCCAUGGACCACACCAUCUCCAUGCAGCCAGCCAACAUGAUGGGUCCCCUCACCCAACAGAUGAAUCAUCUGUCCUUGGGCACCACUGGAACCUACAUGACAGCCGCUGCAGCUGCUGCUCCUAUGCAAGGAACUUACAUUCCCCAGUACACUGCUGUGCCUGCGUCAGCUGUCUCUGUGGAGGGAGUGGUGACAGAGGCCUCACCGCAGACGGUUGCCCCCUCUUCACAAGAUGCAAGCGGACAGCAGCAGCCUCUUGCUGUGGAGAGCACCAGCGAUCAUGCGCCCACCUACUCCUACCAACCCACUAAAUAACAAGAGGAGGACGAGAGCGAGAGAUUGUUGGCGCGACUGCAUUGCCUUGAGACGGGGGGGACUGCACUCAGAUGACAGAGAGGGUAUGAUGUUAAGCCGGGGGGGAAGAGGAGAGGUUUUCACUUUGCACAGGCACCAAAAAACACAGAGAAUUUAUUUCCUACCUGGCUCAAGCGAGAUGGUUCCUGGAUACAUCGAGUUCAAAAUGGAAAGCGAUGCAGUCUGGGAGCUUCACUCUUGGGUCAAAUUGCUGUCAGCAAGAAGCUGGAUUUUUUCCUUCGUGAAAUGACGAAUUUAAACAAGUACAAAGUUUUCAAAUUCUUUUUUUUUUUUGAAUGUGCAGGUAGGUUUUCAGCUGUGGCAAGUUUUCUAUUAGAUGAGGAAGCAAGCUCUAGAGUGAAAGAAAAAAAAAAUAUACAAG